Molecule: messenger RNA, 6711 nt
Organism: Symbiodinium sp. CCMP2592
Lineage: Eukaryota; Dinophyceae; Suessiales; Symbiodiniaceae
Source: the annotation of a GenBank genome assembly
AUGGCCAAGAAAGAGGAGCAGGAGUCCCAGGAAGCUCCCGCGCUGGAGCGACGGAGGUGCCCAGCGCAGGCCACCGGGCCAACGGCGCCCAGGCGCGACGAGAUUGCCCAGGAUGAGCUGGCACAGUUUCGAGAAUGGCAAAAGCAGAGGGCAGAGGCAAAGGCCCACGCCGCGCCGACCUCGCCGCCAAAGAAGCAGAGGACCGAUGAUGAGGAAGACAUGGUUGAAUUUGAGGUGAAGCUCGUGGACCUUGACAUCAACUUUGCAGACCUGGACCCAGAACUGCAGAACAAGCUCCGGAGCAGCAAGAGCUCCCGCCGAGAUUUUCUGGCUAUUCACACAACAGACAGACUUUAUAAUCCUACAGAUGGCACAUGGUCGGAGCAGCCUACCACGAAGAAGAGAGAUUUUGGAAGCAUUACUGAAAGAGCCAUGCCAAACUUGACGGCAGAGGACAACGUGCAGCAGGCCAUGCUGCAGUACCACCAGAAGAGCAUCCUUCCAUCCCUGGACCAGUUGCAGAUGUGCUGCGAUCAAUUUUACAAGAUGGCACAACAUGAGUUUGCGAUGACACAGUACACCCUGGACAGACAUUCCAGCCAACUGCAGGUGCUGGAGCGUUCCAAGGCCAACAAAACCACACUUUUGCUGGAUUUACCGCCAAUUUUCAACAAGAAGACUCUGGACGCAAAUGUUGGGUAUUAUCUGCAAGCCGCUGGCCUCCAAUGGGACCAGGUGGCGGCAAUGCACAAUCACAUGGUUUCCUCCGCCUCUUCACUUGUUCGCCUGGAAUUUCUCACUGAACAGCAAGCUGCCCAGUUUAGGGACCAGAUGAGACAAGGUCGCCGUUACUGGCGCGACCCCCAGCAGCAAGACCACAAGAUCAGGAUUGAGCAGGAUCAGCCCUUGGAAGACAGAUUGGCUAUGCAACCGUAUUAUGCUUUACUUGACGUCCUCGCCAAGCUCUAUGUGGAAGAAACUGGAGAAGACACGCAUGCCUCCCUACAGACCUGGAGGCAGACGCUGCAGAUCUGGUUGCAGAAAUUUUUCUUUCGCCGGGUCGUCCCAUGGACUUCGGCGACGCCCUCGCCGCCGGUUCUUCAGGCCGUUCCGAGGUCCGCAUUGCAAGCUUUGGAAGAGUCCCUUGCUCGUGCCUGGGUGAACCAGAUUGCUCGUGCUGUGGGCGAUGAGCGCUCACGUACUGCCGUGGCAUCUCCUGCCCUGCCUUGGGAGAGAGGAGUCUUCAGAGCCAUCUUUGGGGAUGAGGGCUUAACUAAUCCCUUUGAUAACCUUGUGCUUAAGAUGCCUGGCCCCUUAGUCCCAGCACAUGUGCCGCCGGCGGAGCCAAAGAUCCCUGAGCUUCCCAUACCUUCAGCUGACAUCGCGAGCAGGGCAUUCAAAUCCUUCAAGGAUGUACAUCCGAGCGACGAGCGUGAUAUGGUCAUGGACCGAGCGGUGUGCAAACUGCAGCACAUCAUUUGCCGCACCGAUGUUGACCGUUUGUCACCUGAACUUGCACAAGCAGCCUCUUCCAAAGAUGCAACAGACGAAGUGUUUGGCAUCGUGUCAGCUUGUGUAGGUCUUCGUAGUCCUCACACGGUUGUGAAGCGCGCCAACGCGCAGCUCCGACCCGUGCCCCGUGCAGCCUCCCUCAUUUCAGCUUUGCGCUUUGCGAACUUCGUUCUGGGGCUGAGUGUGUCCGAGGUUCUUGCGAGCCGUAGGAUUCUGGGCCUCAGUGCCCAGCUGGGUGUCAAAAAGAAAGCGACCAACCGAGCCCGGCCUCUCAAGGUGUCAGAGGUUCGCUUCAUGCAUGGCGUGCUAGAGGACGAGAGUGCACCAAUCUGGGACCGAGCCAUCUGUGCCUACCUUCUUCUUGCACUCUACGCAAGAGCCAGACACAGCGAUUUGGUUCUUGUAGAAGAAGUGAUAGCAGACUUUGAUCGCCAGUGCAGCGGAUACCUAGAGAUCCGCCUCAGAUUCCAUAAGACGGCACAAACCAUUGCAAAGAAAAAUGAUUUGUUGCCGGUUAUAGUUUCAAGCAAGGGCAUCGUGAAAGGCGACUGGCUGGGGUUGGCUACUGAUGUAUUUGAGCGCGUGGGCCUCACCUUGGAUGGGACUGUCGGAUCGUUCCACCCAGAUGCUGCCCGAGCCUUGUACUUUACAGAUCCCCCAGCGCCAACUGUGGUGCCACAAGCGCCCGAGCUCAGGGCGGCUGUCAAGGCGAAGGUUGAAAUCAUCAAUGAUUCAGCGUCCGAGCGGGCUGAGUCCGAGGGGCAGCACUCUUCAAGUGGCAGCGAAAGCAGCGAUUCCGAGUCACAAGACGACUCCGACUCGUCGUCCGAGUCAAUUGCGCCGAUCAAAGCGCCCCGCCUGGAAAUCGAGCAGUGGGAUGCCGCUGACUGUGCGGCCAAUUCCAGGACCAGGACCCUUCACCUCUUGAAAUUUGUGUCUGGAGGUGGAAAUCUAAUCGCCACGUGCGGAAGGACCUCAGAGGUCAUGGUUCAAGCGGCGCAAGCACAUAUGAGUUUCCGGAGGUACCUCGGAGUUUUGACGUGCACAGUGGACUGUCCGAAGCUCCUUUUGCUCGCCAUGUCCUCGUUAAUCGAUAGCGGUGCACACUUUAAAAGGCGUGCGGAUGAGGUCGGCCUCAGCAGUGCCGGGUGGACGAUCCUUCAGGCCCUUGGCAUUACCUCUGUAGGUAAGGCGGCGUACACCAUCACGUCGCCAGGUGAGCCAGUCACGGAACCCAUAUUCCGAGAUUGGGUUGCCGACAAUGCUGCAGGUAUGACUCUGGGUGAUCAGUCAUGCUUGAAAAGGCUCGUGUUCGAGUCCCAGACUCUGGUCGUUGCUGAGUUGCGCGACCAAGUAUCCGGGUCUCAAUCAUCUGCCCCUCGUCGUGUUCCCGAGGCUGAGCGCGACCGAAGACUGAACGAUCUUAGGGCGGCCCUCCCAGGCAUCACGCUGGAGGGCGUGAACAUGCCAAGCAAUGCCCUGUUGGAUUCAUGUUGUCAGCAAGAGCGAGACAACUUGCUUAAGUACAUCCCGCCUGAGAAGGCCACGAGCCGCACCCAUGAACUCACGAAUCCCAGACCGACCCAUCAGGCGCUGCAGGUCGAAGCAUCCAAGAUAGUUCUCAAGAGUGACGCUGAUGCCGUUGAGUAUCAACCGGUCAAUGCGCUCCAGACCAUGGAGGCCCUUCGGCGACGAGGUUUGGCCAUGGUGUUUGCACAGAUGAUUUCAUAUGAUGCCUACGAUCGGUAUGUGAAUCAUCUCUUUAACCACCUGUCCCGAGACCCGCCGCCAGGGCUCAAUCGCGUGAAUGUGACACAAUUGGUUAACGCUGACAAGCAGGUGUUUGCACUGCUGGCCGAAUGGGGUGUCAAACCAAGGAGGGAUACCGCAGGCGAGUAUCCCCUUGACCGAGAGAUGCACCGCGCUUUGGAAUCCUACGAGGUGUCCAUUGCCCUCAUGCACCAGGCCGGUGGCCUUUGGAUCGAGGGAGCUGGUGAGGAGGUUUGUCCUGACCCAGGGCAUCCCGAUGCCAAGGGCCAUGUUCUGCAACUGCAUGAGCCGAUCCAGUUCGAUGCGCACCGGCUGCAUGCGACAUGCCCGUGGACAGGAAAUCGCACUGUGCUAGCAGCUUUCGUAAUCAAUGAUUUCCACAAGUUGGAUGCUCAGCACCGCCAGCUUCUUCAGCACACUGCCUUUCGCUUGCCAAGCCUGUCUACUGGCGAGCUCCUGCCUUUGCGCCCAAGCAUCGCUUCACGGUUCCCAGUGGUCCUUGAAAUUUUUGCGGGUACAGCUCGUGUGACCGCAGCCUUGCGUCGCUGUGGCUUUGUCGGGGCCCAAGGUGUUGAUCACGUGGUCGUGGAUCAUGCUGCCUGUCCUGUGCUGUUGGCCGAUCUGACUACGCAAGAGGGCCAGCGUUUGACAAUGAUGUGGCUUUCCAGCCCUCAUGUUGUCGGUGUCUUCAUCGCUCCACCGUGUGGCACCAGCUCUCGCGCCCGGGAGAUUGCACUCCCUGGGCCUUCUCCCGCCCCGCUGCGAUCACUCACUUUUCCCGACGGGCUGCCCCAUCUGUCUGGUCUCAACCUGGUGCGCGUCAACAGGGUUAAUCAGCUGUACCACUUUACGACUACCAUCUGUGCUGAGGCCCAUCACCGCAACCUCAUCAUUGCCGUGGAAAAUCCGCGGAGUAGUCUCUACUGGUCCACCAGCUUCUGGGCUGCUGCGGCCUCCUUUUGUCCUAUGCAUACUGAUUUUCAACACUGUGCCUUUGGCGGUCGCCGGCCCAAGUGGACUCGCCUUUGCCACAACCACCAAGCCUUCCAUGCUUUGCAUCGCGUCUGUCCCGGCGGUGCCUGUGCUGCCCAACAUUUGCCGUGGGGUCGUUCUGAAGACGGCUCCUUUGCCACCGCCAGUGAAAGCGCUUACCCGCCGCAGCUAGCCACCGCCAUCGCUCAGUGCUUCGCUCGAGCAGUUACUUUUCUGCCUGAGGCCGAGCCCUCCCUUGCAGCCAUGAGGGCCACUUCCGGCCUUCAGCCCAAGGCUUCUGCUGUGCCGCCUCUUGUCCCCGAGCACAAAGCUGUGCUUGUGAUGACCGGCCCAAGUGAUGCCACUUCCUUGCCGACCCUUCGCGCCCGACUGCCCGAGCCGUGGUCUGACUCGCGCUUCGCGCCUGCUGGGCCCGUGCCAGCCCACAGUCAAUUACUCCGAGCGGAUAAUAAGGGAAGUGAUCGACUUGAAUUGGCUUGGGGCAUAUCUUGGUCUCCAGAAGAGUUCAUACAUAAAGCGGUUCAAGCGGGACAUCCCAAAAAGUUUGACUCGCUACUGCCUUCCGCACUGAGCCACAGCAUAGACGUAAAUGCAAAAACAACGCCGGCCGAUAGAGCCGGCCUCAGAGCCGAAUGGUUUGCAAAGUGGACCAAACGUGCAGCUGAACUUUCGGGGGACGAAAAGAAGCUCAAGAGCUCUCUCCCCGAGUACGCCAGGAAGAUCGUCCUACCAAAAAGGAUUUUAUUGUGGCGUGAGAUUCUAGAGGAUCUCAAAUAUCCUGACGUUGGAGUGCUGGACGAAAUGCUUGAAGGAGUGCACUUGACAGGUCAGACCCCUUGCACAGGGGUCUUUCCUGGGGCCUUUAAGCCAGCAAAAAGGACUUCGGAACAGCUGCGCUCCAAAGCUAGUGAGUCCCGCCAGAAGAUCAUCGAUGCGAUCAAAUCGCAGGGUCACCUGGAUGAAGCGCUAGAGCAAAAGGUCGACGAAGAAGUGGAACUCGGCUGGCUGUCCGAGCCGAUAGACCCGGCCGAUUUGCCGGAAGACGCCACAAUCAGCAGGAGGUUUGCGAUCGAGCAGUCAGGUAAGAUUCGCUUGAUAGACGACCUGAGUGAUAGUGGUGUUAAUGGGUCUGUCCAAACCACCGAGAGCCCCAAACCUCAAUCCCUCGAUGUGGUGGCCGCCAUGGCCUUGGCCUGUCUUAGACAGCUGCCUGGGACUCCCAUGCUAGGGAAGACGUUCGACUUAAAGAGCGCACACAGGCAAAUGUUUGUGUCUCCGGACGACCUCAAGGAAGCUUACAUUGCAUACUUCAGCCACCGCGAACGCAAAGUGAUCGCAAGGCAAAUGCUUGCGCUCCCAUUUGGGGCGACCAGAGCGGUGUUCUCGUAUUUGAGAGUGGCGCACUCUAUGUGGUACAUUGGGUGCUGGGCACUGAAGUUGAUUUGGUCACAUUUCUUCGACGACUUUCUGAGUCUUGCGACUCAGCUCGAGGCCAAAGCAGUUGACCUGGCAAUAUCAUCAUUGUUCAGGUUGCUAGGGUGGAAAGUCUCGGAGGACAAAGACAAGCCCUUUGCUGAGAGUUUUGCUGCGCUUGGGGUACGGGUUAGCUUUGAACGAUUUUUGCAAGGGGAAGUCCUGUUCCAUAAUACGGACAAGCGCAUCUUGGAGGUUUCGGCCACGCUGCGCCAUGCAGCUGAUGAUCCAGCUCUCACCCAGAAGGACCUGUCGCGCAUUCGGGGUCGCAUGGUCUUCGCAGGGGGCCAGCUCUUCGGAAGAGCCGGCCGGCUAUGCGUGGCCGCCCUAGCUGGUGAAGGUUGCUCGACCAAGGCAAACCUUAGCAACGACGCAAAGCAAGCCAUGCUUCAGUUUGCCGACCUGCUUGAAGCCAAUUGGCCACGCGUGCUGAGAGAUGUGUCGGCAGAUCCAGUGUAUAUCUUCACUGAUGCCUCGUAUUCCGAGGUGAGUGGAGGUACUUUCUGCGGCAUAGGCGGAGUCUGCUUUGACCACAAAGGUCAUCCCCUUGGAUUUUUCUCUGAAGAAUUGUCCUGUUUCCAGAAGCGUCUACUAGGAGAGGGCAGGUCCAAGACCAUCAUCUUCGAGGCGGAACUUGCAACAAUCGUGAUCGCUUAUGUCUUAUGGAAAGAUUGGCUUAGGGGAAAACCUGCUGUGAUUUUUGUGGACAAUAACUCCGCUAGAGACGUGUCAAUCAGUGGCACAUCACGGAAUGAUGUAGGCAAAUCGCUUGCAUCACUUCUUUUAACAGUGGAAUCCUUAGCCAAAACUUUUUCGUGGUUCGCUCGUGUUCCGUCACCAGCGAACAUCGCAGACACGCCUUCGCGUGAAGUGCUGAAAAGCUUCACCGUGUCAGGCUGCCCCGUCCCUCACUUCCCGUGCGAGGACAUCGUGUCCGAAGUCUUGGGCAUCUUAGUCGAGUAA